GUCUGAUUUGCGACGUUCGGUGUAGCGCAUCUUAUAGUUUAGCUAAAAAUCUUUUUUGAUACUCCAACGGUUUUAACAUUUAAAAACCCAUAAAAUCGGUAUAAAUCUUUUAAAGCAUCCCUGAACAAAUAAGUGAUAAAUAGCAGUUACUUUUUCACAUCAUAAACGAAAUACACAGAUAAAUCACAAAAAUGUCUCACUCAGUAACAAUUACAAGGACUACCACCAGUACUACUAAUACCUCAUAUAUUGUACUAAAUACAGGAUAUAUGAAAACAACCCCUGGAAUUUUGAAACUUUUGCAGCUUCUUAUUGGUGCAGCAUGUGUUGGAAUUUUCGCCUACUACUUUAACAACCACAGCGGUUUAUUGAAUGGUCCAUCGUAUCUGUUCUUUUUCUUGAUGGUGACAACAUUUAUGAUUGGAACGUUUUGUCUGUUACUCGCAUGCCUUACUUCAUUAAGUACAGGAGGCAUUAUUGCGAAAACAAUUUAUGAACUCAUAUAUCACUGUGUCGCUGCCAUUUUGCUAUUGGUUGCCUCCCUAUUAAUACUCAUUGAUUUGACUGACUCCAGAUAUAAGAACUACAAACAACACGAUGCCUAUAUGGUAGCUGCAAUUAUGGGUCUUGUCAACAGUCUUUUGUACUUCAUAAGUACAUAUGUCGCACAUAAAUCAUACCGUGGAAUCUAAGCCAAAGUUAUAAGUCUUCUUUAAAGUCUGUCAAAAGCUUUUUUCUUCUGUUAAGAGCCGAAAUUGAAAAAUUUGAAUUUAAACAGAUCAUGAAUAUUAAUUCAAAAUCAGAUAACUUUUGUAUUGCUCGAUAUCUUAUUAUUUAUUUAGUCAUGUAAGAGAUUUCAAAGUGUUCUAUAUAGGUACCAAAAGAGAAAAAAAAAUACAACACAAAAAAUUAAACUUUACAAUUUUUCGAAUACUGCAUUAUUAUAAUAUAUACA
Episyrphus balteatus (marmalade hoverfly) is the source of this 955-nucleotide messenger RNA. RefSeq lists its product as uncharacterized. Gene Ontology annotation, cellular component: membrane. The transcript is spliced from 4 exons. Lineage: Eukaryota; Metazoa; Arthropoda; Insecta; Diptera; Syrphidae. The record is from RefSeq and is a predicted model, not a curated record. The coding region runs from base 192 to 692 and encodes 166 amino acids.